Molecule: messenger RNA, 1371 nt
Organism: Macadamia integrifolia
Lineage: Eukaryota; Viridiplantae; Streptophyta; Magnoliopsida; Proteales; Proteaceae
Product: disease resistance protein Roq1-like
Exons: 2
Coding region: 66-1349 (427 amino acids)
Biological process (GO): signal transduction; defense response
Molecular function (GO): ATP hydrolysis activity; ADP binding
Source: RefSeq, a predicted model, not a curated record
CUCUUUUUGUAGUGGAAAAGCAUUGUUCAUCGAUCUGGUCUUGUGCUUUGUCCAUCGCUGCGAAGAUGACCUAUGGAUCCUCUUCUUCCUUCAGUCGAUGGAAAUAUGAUGUCUUCUUAAGUUUUUGCGGUCAGGACACUCGCAAGACUUUCACCGGUUACCUCUUUAACGAGUUGGCCAGGAAUGGUAUUCACACCUUUAAAGAUGACAAUGAGCUAAACAGAGGAGAGGAUAUAUCUUCAAAAUUGAUGGAAGCCAUUGAAGGUUCUAGAAUUGCUAUUAUCAUCUUCUCUAAGAAUUAUGCUUCUUCCACCUGGUGUCUUGGUGAGCUAGUCAAGAUCCUCGAUUGUAGAACAGAAGACAGAACACGACACUUAUUGCCUGUUUACUACGAGGUGGAUCGAUUGGCUGUCAGGAAUCAGCGUGACACUUAUGCGGAGGCAUUUACGAGACACGAAAAGCGUUUCGAGAUGGAGAUGGAGAAGGUGAAUAUGUGGAGGGCAGCUCUCAGAGAGGCUGCGGAUAUUUCAGGAUGGGAUCAGGGAAGUUUUAAUGGGCAUGACGUGGAGUUUAUAAAUAAAAUUAUAAAUCAAGUGGUUACAAUAGUGAGCGACACAUGCUUGCAUGUUGCAGAACAUCCAAUUGGGUUAAAUUCCCACAUUGAGAUCUUAGGUUGUUUUCUAGAAGAAGAAUUUGGUCUUCAUCGCAUCAUAGGGAUAUAUGGCUCUGCUGGAAUAGGUAAGACAACAAUAGCAAAAGCCAUUUUUAACAGUAUAGUUAAUCAUUUUGAAGGUAGCUACUUUCUUGCUAAUGUUAGAGAGAAGAGUUUAGUUUUCUUACAACAACAGCUUCUCUCGGGUGUCAUGAAGAAGAAAUGCAUAGACAUACGCAAUGAGGACCAUGGAAUCAAAACUAUCAAAACAUUUUUACGGAGUAAAAAAGUUCUUAUUGUUCUUGAUGAUGUGGAUAAAGCAGAACAAUUCUAUAAAUUGGUUGGAGGGCAUGGUUGGUUUGGUCUGGGAAGUCGAAUCAUCCUAACAACUAGAGAUGAACAUUUGCUAAACAGCCUGGAUGUGGAUAAAAAAUAUAUGGUCGAGACAAUGAAUCAAACUGAAUCCCUUCAACUUUUCAGUUGGCAUGCUUUUCGACAAAAUCAUCCAUUAGAAGGCUUUGUGCAAUUAUCAAAUGAUGUCAUUACUUAUGCAGGUGGCCUUCCGUUAGCGCUUGAGAUUUUGGGUUCUCAUCUGUACAAAAGAAAUCAAGUUGAGUGGGAAAGUGAAUUGAUGAAACUAAGAAAGAUACCCAAUGAUCAGAUUUUAGAAAAACUUUUAAGUUAUAAUGUAUUAUAAUUAGAUGAUUUCGAUUGGAUCA